CAGCGGCAUUUCCUCCCGGCGCGGAGCCGCGCCGCCCGCGGACCCUCCUCCGAAGGGAGUCGGUUUCCUGCCGCUGCCGCCGCCCGGCACUCGGCGCUGGCUCCCCGGGAGCGGCCGCAGCGGACAUGGGCCCCCGCGCCGCCCCGCUCCUGCCGCUGCUGCUGGCCCUGCUCGGCCGCACGGAGGCCGGGAGAGCCGAGGGCUGUGACCUGCAGCCGGUGGCGGUGGAGCCGCCCAUCGCCCUGUCCUACGCCACCAGCACCGUGCCGCGGGGCUGCGUCAGCAGCGGCUCCCUGCGCACCGGCCAUGAAGUCCAUGUGCUCAGCGUCGAGUGGUCCAAGCCCCCUUCCUCCCCACUGAAGGUGCUGGUCGCACCGCGAGCCGGUGGCUGCACCCGGUCAGUGGUGCUCAUCCUCGUGUGCUCCCGCUGCUCCGCCACCAUCACCUCCCCAUGCCCGGACCUGCUCAUCCGCACCGAUGCUCGCCUGGACACGGGGAUCACCUCAGCACUGGCUGUGUCCAUCGGCGAGGGACCGCUGCUGGCCUGGGCUCGGGAUGCCUAUGGGGGCAUCACAUCCUACAGCGAGCUGCGGGACCCCCGCUGGGUGCAGCUGCGCCUGGGAGAAGACCCUGCCAGCCCCCCGGACUGCAUCCCCCAGGAGCGCUUUGAUGCCACGCUGCACCUCGAGACGGAGGUGUUCUUCCAUGGGAUGAAGGGAUGCUCACGAGGGGACACCCAGAGCACCAGGGCUGCCCACAUCAUCCGUCUGCAGCCUGAGCCCAGCUUCCCCAUCACGGAGGUGAACCUGACCCUGAGCUGUCCUGAGAGAGCUGUGAGCAACCAGAUCCUCAUCCUGCAGAGCUGGGCUAACAUCACCUGGUCCCUCUCCGUCAACAACUGCCACAUCCAGUUCCUGGUCUCUGGGAGCUACAAGAUCGCUCCCAUCUCCUCGCUGCUGCUCCCUGGGGAGCUCCUGCCCGACUCGGAGCAGGGCCUCAUUGCCAAAGCCUUCGAGAAGAACUACAGCAUCAUCGCCUCCUACUCCACCAUCCCCGCCAGCACCCGCGUCAGCCUCGAGAUCCAGGACCACGAGGCGGUCAGGAGGGUGCCCGUGACACCCACAGCCCCGUCCCCCACCACGUACUCGCUGCCCCACGUGCUGCUGCUGAUGCUCCAGCCAUGGAAGUGCACGGAUGAGACCAUGGAGAUCGUCAUCGCCAGGUCCCACCUGGAGCCCAUCAAGGACGUGGUGAACAUCACCCUGCGGGACAUCAGCUGCCAGGCGGAGAAGAACGCCACUCACUUCAUGCUGAGGACCCCCCUGAGCCACUGCGGCACCUCGCUGGAGGGAUGGGAGCACGCCAAGAACGAGCUCAUCCUCAACCUGGCCAAGGGCGCAGUGCUCCGGAGCGUGCGGGUAGCCUUCCAGUGCAAGAUCCCACGGGAGCUCUUCCUGCGCCUCUUCCCCACGGCCGCCUUCGAGGCUCCCCAGACAGAGCUGGAGGUCAACAAGGAGGCGUUUGUGCAGGCAUCCAUGCGGUGGGAGGACCACCCUGCCGACCUGCAGCUGAAGGAGUGCUGGCUGGCGGUGCCGGGCCGGGAGCCGGUGCUGCUGGUGCAGGGGGGGGAGGCUCGCAGUGCAGGGGUGGCCGUGCUGCAGGGCCCCCCCAGCGCCCGCGGCAGGAAGGUCUGGCGCUUCCGAUUCACCUACAUCGUCCCCGAGGGCGGCCGCGUCCCCUUCUCCGCCACGCUCAAGUGCAAGGCGGGCUUGCAGAACAACACCAUCUUUGAGAAGGUCCUGGAGGUGACGGUGAAGGACGGCUGGAGGCUGACCAACAACCGCGGGCUGGGGCUGGCUGCUGUCCUGGGCAUCACCUUUGGUGCCUUCCUCAUCGGCGCACUCCUCACUGCCGGGCUCUGGUACAUCUACUCGCACACCCGUCCCAUCUCCAAACUGCAGCCGGUCUCCAGCACGGCGCCAGCCUCAGAGAGCAGCAGCACCAACCACAGCAUCGGCAGCACCCAGAGCACCCCCUGCUCCACCAGCAGCAUGGCCUGAGCCCGCGG
This is a messenger RNA of Neopsephotus bourkii (Bourke's parrot), 2068 nucleotides long. It is a transcript of the gene ENG, whose product is annotated as endoglin. The record is from RefSeq and is a predicted model, not a curated record. The transcript is spliced from 15 exons. The coding region runs from base 126 to 2060 and encodes 644 amino acids. Gene Ontology annotation, biological process: vasculogenesis. NCBI's taxonomy places the organism in Eukaryota, Metazoa, Chordata, Aves, Psittaciformes, Psittacidae.